Molecule: messenger RNA, 357 nt
Organism: Aureobasidium melanogenum CBS 110374
Lineage: Eukaryota; Fungi; Ascomycota; Dothideomycetes; Dothideales; Saccotheciaceae
Exons: 2
Coding region: 1-357 (118 amino acids)
Biological process (GO): regulation of DNA-templated transcription
Molecular function (GO): protein binding; DNA-binding transcription factor activity, RNA polymerase II-specific; zinc ion binding
Source: RefSeq, a predicted model, not a curated record
AUGUCAGCUUCUCCGACGCAUGCAAACUCACAAACGCGCCAUCGCGGCAAGCAAACAAAAGCUGCUUGUAUUCCUUGUCGUAAACGCAAGUCAAAGUGCGAUGGUGUCCGUCCUUCCUGCAAAUGCUGCAUCUCAAAAGCUACACCCUGCCAAUAUAGCGUCACCCCAGGCGUAACACAGCAACAAGCCAUGAAGAAUCAACUGGAAGCCUACAAGCACGUCUUGUCAUUACUUCGAGAAAGCACCAUGGAAGAUGCAGAAGUCUUGGUGAAGAUGAUCAAGUCAAGGGACAGCUUGUCAGAUGCUGUCGUGGAUAUCCAAGCAGCCACGCGGCAGCACUACUCCAGAGAUCCUUGA